Molecule: messenger RNA, 584 nt
Organism: Apis mellifera (honey bee)
Lineage: Eukaryota; Metazoa; Arthropoda; Insecta; Hymenoptera; Apidae
Exons: 2
Coding region: 1-516 (171 amino acids)
Source: RefSeq, marked provisional
AUGAAGUAUCAACAGAUCACCGUCGAUUUUGUAAAUAUGGUGUUCACUGCUUGUUCCUAUUUGGCUCUUGCUGGAGCUGUUUGGAUAUUUUUACGACUCAUCCAAGCAUGCUUUUGGUUACCGCGCCAUUUAAAAAGACAAAAUCAUGUCCAACGAAUGCUGCAAGAUAAGAUGGAGAACUAUGAGAAGUACAUAUUAGAAUGUGAAAAAAGAGAAAAGAUUGAACAGGAAAUGCAAGGCGGAGAUGCCAAACCAAAUCCUGAACAAGCUGAGAAAUGGAAGGAACGAAGGGAAUGUUUGGAAAUGUUGAAGAGGGAAUUAAGUAAGAUUCGAGAUGGUGGUGAUGAUUCUCAAGACUGGGACUAUCUUUUAGAAGAAGAGGAAACAAAAGAAGAAAAAGCUAGUAUCACAGAAAUUCAAGAUGAUAAAAUUUCUAAAGAUGGACAUAAUGAUAAAGUAAACACAAACACAAGCACUAAUCCAAUAAUCAAUUCAGAAAAUAAAAAAGACAAAUAAUUACAUUUUAUACUAUUUCUGUAACAAAUAGAUGAGGUUUAAAACCUUUUAGAUCCGUAAAAAAAAAA